UCGCGAUCACUCUCACCAAUGGGUUGCGGCGUGGAUAAAUUCGCAAGAUGAGUGGAAUCCCAUCUCCUCAUGCCGAAUACAAUGCAUUGGCGACCUCACUGAAAGUGGGUGCCCUGAGUGGCUCUGCUGGCCUUGUCUACGGCGGCAUUUCAGGUGUGAUCCGAUCGCCGCAUCCUGUCAUACAUUCCAUCUCCCAUGGUAUCCACUGGUUUGCGUGUGGAACCUCGUUUUGGUGGUUGAGGGGCAAUAUCCUGAAUGCUUACUAUGAGGAUAAGGCGACCCCGAAGCAGCGCACCUAUGCCAGCGCUGUUUCUGGUGGGAUUUCUGGUGGUGUUGUGACCAGGUUGAUGGGUGGCCGGCUUGUCCCCGGACUGGUUAUUUUCUCUUUACUGGGGUAUGCUGGACAGGCCUCGUACAAUGCUAUUGAUAGAUGGCAACUGGGGCAUGCGAACACGGAGUCCAAGCCGUUCCUUGACCGCUUGGCUGAGUCGAAAUGGGUUCCGCUCAAGUCGCUCUCUGAUGACGAGUACAGGGGGAUUCUGGGCGAGAAGUUGCUGAGCAUUGAGGCGGAGAUUGCUCUGAUUGACGACAAGAUUGAGGAGCUUGAGAAGGCGAAGCUGGAUGGCAUGACUGUAUCGACUGUGCAGGAAUCGCGGUGAUUUGUUGUUUCAUAGCAUUUUUAGAUUAAUCCCACAUCCUGGUACUUCUGUUGUCCGUAGUAUGGUGUAGUAUACGAGAACUGCCUGUAAACCGGUUCGCAGCCACGGCAGCUGCCGGGCGGUUCAACGCCGAUCUCUUCGGAUCAUCUGUUUGUUUUUUCUGGCUUCCCCAACGCAACUACAGAAAAAAAAAACCCCCCAGUACCUAGACUAGCUGCUAUAGAUAGCCUGAUAAUUACUGUCAAGUGC
Messenger RNA from Aspergillus versicolor CBS 583.65, 908 nucleotides. RefSeq lists its product as uncharacterized. Bases 48 to 659 code for a protein of 203 amino acids. Lineage: Eukaryota; Fungi; Ascomycota; Eurotiomycetes; Eurotiales; Aspergillaceae. The record is from RefSeq and is a predicted model, not a curated record. The transcript is spliced from 4 exons.